Zingiber officinale is the source of this 1615-nucleotide messenger RNA. RefSeq names its product aluminum-activated malate transporter 10-like. Bases 89 to 1537 code for a protein of 482 amino acids. The record is from RefSeq and is a predicted model, not a curated record. The transcript is spliced from 3 exons. Gene Ontology annotation, biological process: malate transport. NCBI's taxonomy places the organism in Eukaryota, Viridiplantae, Streptophyta, Magnoliopsida, Zingiberales, Zingiberaceae. Gene Ontology annotation, cellular component: plant-type vacuole membrane.
UUGGCCGUCGCAACUCCUUCCUUCGUCGAUAUACAAUAGGCUCCGGCGACCUCCGGCAUCGUCUCCGACCGCCGGGGAUUCGCCAAUUAUGGCUAUGGCUACUUCUGCGAAGGAAGUGCAGGACGGUUUGGAAUGGCGGGUGAGGGUGCCUCAAGGCUCAUUGGCUGUGGUGGUCGAGUCUCAGCCCGUUUGGGUCGACCGAGCAUGGGCUUGGUUGACCGGGAUCGUGCUGGCUGUCGUAUCGAAGGCGGUCGGGUUCGGGAGGAAGGCUUGGUCGGUCGGCUCCGACGAUCCCCGGAGAGUGGUGCAUGGCGUCAAGGUGGGGACUGGACUCACGUUAGUGUCGUUGUUCUACUACACGAGGCCACUCUACGAUGGCGUGGGAGGGUGGGCUAUGUGGGCGGUCAUGACCGUCGUGGUGGUCUUCGAGUACACCGUCGGUGGAUGCCUGUGCAAAGGAUUCAACCGAGCAAUCGCGACGUCGACCGCCGGAUUCCUCGCCGUCGGCAUCCACUGGGCCGCGAGUAAAGCAGGGGAGAAAGCAGAGCCUGUCAUCUUGAGUGCCUCCGUGUUCAUCCUCGCUUCGGCCGCCACAUUUUCUAGAUUCAUUCCGGCGAUCAAAGCCCGGUUCGACUACGGCAUCACCAUCUUCAUCCUCACCUUCAGCUUGGUGGCCGUCUCCGGGUACCGAGUCGACCAACUGCUCUUUCUCGCGCAGGAGCGUGUGUACACCAUCAGCAUCGGCGUCGGCAUUUGCCUCAUUGUCUGCGUCCUCGUUUGCCCUGUUUGGGCCGGCCAAGAGCUCCACCUCCUUGUCUCCGGCAACCUGGUGAAGCUCGCAGAUUCCCUACAAGGCCUAGUGGAAGAGUGUUUCAUGGAGGACGAGGCCGAGGAAGGAAAGGAGCUGCCCACCGCGAAGUCGCGGGGCUACAAGUGUGUCCUCAACUCGAAAGCGACCGAAGAUUCUCAGGCCAAUUUGGCAAAGUGGGAGCCCGGGCAUGGCCGGUUUAGGUUUCGGCAUCCAUGGAGCCAGUACCUCAAGGUGGCAGCCGCCAUGAGGUAUUGUGCAUAUUGCAUGGAGGCCUUCAAUGGCAGCAUCUCCUCUGAGAUCAAGGCGCCGGAGGACAUGAAGAGCCAUCUGCGCGGCGCCUGCAUCAAACUGAGCUUGGACUCAUCGAACGUCUUGAAGGAGCUAUCGAGCUCCAUCAUGUCGAUGAAAGAGUCUCGAAGCAUCCAGUGCUUGGUUGUCGAGAUGAAGAACGGAGUGCAAGAGUUGCAAGUUGCUCUCAGGUCACUCCCCACUGACCAUGUGAAGAAGCAUAGAGCGACAUUGUCACUGAUGGAGGCCAUGCCGCUCGUCACGGCAGCUUCCCUGCUGAUCGAGGUCUCCGAGCGGGUUGAGAGUGUCAUCGAGGCAGUAGGCGUGCUCGCGCGCCUCGCGAGCUUUGAGCCGAGCCUCGACAGGAAGAAGGCUUCCUCCUACUCCUCCGUAGUCCCCCAAGAUGAGUCAGUGAGGCCUCAACCUCAAGAGGUUUAGACACCAACAUCCUCAAAGGGCACACUUAAGUAUUAACAUAAGACACUAAUUUACUUGCUAAUCCGUAACAGUGAUGAU